This is a messenger RNA of Melampsora larici-populina 98AG31, 1569 nucleotides long. RefSeq lists its product as uncharacterized. Lineage: Eukaryota; Fungi; Basidiomycota; Pucciniomycetes; Pucciniales; Melampsoraceae. The record is from RefSeq and is a predicted model, not a curated record. The transcript is spliced from 10 exons. Bases 1 to 1569 code for a protein of 522 amino acids.
AUGAGCAAUAAUCAAGUCCAACCAGGUGGCUCACCGAGCCUUGGCCGAAGUCAAUCCUCAAACUCAUUGUCAGGAUCAUUGAGCAGCCUGAACAACCACGAUGGGCUUCGUAAUAAUGCUGGUGCGAAUAGCGCUGCUCUUUUGCAAAUCCACGUUCCCCGACGUCUCAACCUGGGGCUUAACCGCGCCACCACUGAACGUGGUGGCCUGGCUCCAAGAACUGCCAGUCACACCCUUACGGGCUUGCGGGCUCCCUUGAGAGGCACGAUGUCGCCUGGAUUGCGUUCAGCGUCACGCACUCUCCGGGAUCGAUCUCGAUCACCAGUGAGCCGGGGUAACACACCUCAACGAGGUGGGGCUAUGUCUGCUGGCAUUGGCCUCCUCAACCGAGGUGCAGGAGAAGUUGGAGAUGGACUCCAAUCUCGCAUACUUGGACCUUCAGCUUUGGAAUUUUUUGAAGGUAUAGCGGAAUCCGCUGGAUUGGAUGCCGAACAUGCCACAAUGGCUCGCGCCCAAUGCGAGAUGGUGGGAGAUAAUCGUAUGAUAGCUGAAACCGUCAUUAACGCGCGUAUCUUGAUGGAGAUUACCAAGCUUUCGAAUCAGGUUGAGGCAGUGUCCAACCUUGCCAAUCAGGUGGAAGAAUUGUCCAAUUUGGCCAAGAAGGUCGAUGAUGCAAACACCCACCUCCUCGAUCUCACGGAGAGUGUUCAGCACUUGGGUACCUUGGUCACCCCUGGGGCCGCGGCUCAGCCAGUUGUGCCAGUGGUUCCGGUUGUGCCAGGACGUCCGAUCAUGCGCGAACGCUGGACCGCGUCAUCUGAACUCUUGGCUGAAAGAUCAACUUGGCAGAACUUAAUCAACCCGAUGGCGUUGAAGUUCCUAGGCAACCACGAUUUGGAGAGCUACACGGCCCUCAAGUCGCCCAAGGGCGACUUGUUGGCUAACUCCCUCUUCAACAAGAUCAAAGUCGCCGUCCUUGAUCAAGGAGUUCAGUGGACCACUCAACAUCUUCCAGUUCAAUUUCAAGGUGUCGAGGAUGUUGAAGGCACUAGACAUUACAAUUCAGCCAUUAAAAACGUUUGCAAACAUGCCAGGGAAAAGUUACAUCACACGCUCUUGUCAGGAAUUCACGAUCCCAAGACUGGAGAAGUUUUUGACCAAGCCGUGCCCAAUAUCAAGACUUUGAUGUUUCGAAUUGCACAGACCUGUGAUACCCUUGCAGGUUGUAACAAGGAAGCACUUUGGGUGGCGAGCACUUCUCACAUGCGAGCCCGGGCGGCAUAUCUGCGUCGCGAAGCAGCUCGCAUCUAUCAAAGAGGACGAGGUUCCAGCUCCAUCUGGUCCAACGUCGAUCAGCAGCUUGCGAGGCUCCGAGCUGGAGGCGCGGAUUAUACCCUGGCGUUCUAUGACCUUAUCUAUAAUCAAGACAGCACGGCUUUCACUGGCGAUACAUUCUUUCACGAGUUGAGAGACGAGGUCGAGUUGCGAUUGCCAGCUGAAGCCGACGUCAUUGCCGCCACUGAACAAGGUCCCGUUGCGCUCUUGGCAGCAGCAAAUCCGGCAGUAUGA